UGACCUUGUCGGUCUUAUAAAAACGCUAACGCUUCCUGCUCUCUACUUCACAGCUCAAAAAAUAGUAACGAAGAUGAAGUUGAAAUAUCCCUUUGUCCUCAUUCACAUUAGUACAGUGGUGUUUAUCUUAGCAGAGUCAAGUCGGCCGCCAUUUGCCUGCGAUUCAUCUCACCCACUAACCAAAUCUUACCCAUUCUGCAAACCUACACUCCCCAUCAACCAAAGAGUCCAAGAUCUCAUCUCCAGGCUCACACUAGAUGAGAAGAUAUCCCAACUCGCUAACUCAGCUCCACCCAUUCCUAGGCUCGGCAUCCCCGAGUAUGAAUGGUGGUCCGAAGCCUUACAUGGUGUUGCCUAUUUCCCCACUUUACAUACUGGUAUGAGUCUCAACGGAACCAUUCAGUCCGCCACUAGUUUCCCCCAAGUCAUUCUCACUGCUGCUUCCUUCGAUGUUCAUCUUUGGUACCGCAUUGGUCAGGCAAUUGGAAGGGAAGCUAGAGCCAUAUAUAAUGCUGGACAAGCAACGGGGAUGACAUUUUGGGCACCAAAUAUUAACAUAUUUAGGGACCCUAGGUGGGGAAGAGGGCAAGAGACACCAGGUGAGGAUCCUGUUGUUACUGGGAAAUAUGCAGUCUCGUUCGUGAGAGGGAUACAAGGGGAUACUUUUGAAGGAGGGAAACUUGGCCAUCAUCUUCAAGCUUCAGCUUGUUGUAAGCAUUUUACAGCUUAUGAUUUGGAUAACUGGAAAGGAGUCAACCGUUUUGUCUUUAAUGCAAAGGUUAGUUUACAGGAUUUAGCAGAUACAUAUAUGCCUCCAUUUCGGAGUUGCAUAGAGGAAGGUAAAGCCAGUGGGAUAAUGUGUGCUUACAAUCGUGUUAAUGGAGUCCCCAAUUGUGCAGAUUACAAUCUCUUGUCAAAAACAGCCAGAGCACAAUGGGGUUUCAAUGGGUACAUAACAUCUGAUUGUGAUGCUGUCUCCAUCAUUCAUGAGGAACAAGGAUAUGCUAAAUUACCAGAGGAUGCAGUAGCCGAUGUUCUUAAAGCUGGAAUGGAUGUCAACUGUGGUAACUAUUUGAAGAACUACACCAAAUCAGCUGUCGUAAAGAGAAAAUUGCCUAUAUCUGAAAUAGAUAGAGCCCUUCAUAACCUUUUCUCUGUUCGAAUGAGACUGGGGCUUUUCGAUGGCAAUCCACUUCAACAGCCUUUUGGUAAGAUUGGUCCAGACCAAGUUUGUUCCCAAGAGCAUCAGAAUCUUGCCCUUGAGGCUGCUCGCAGCAGCAUUGUCCUUCUAAAAAACAACUACAGACUCCUCCCAUUUUCGAAAGCAAAAACUGCUUCUCUUGCAGUAAUAGGCCCUAAUGCCAAUUCUGCAAAAACACUACUUGGCAACUAUGCAGGCCCUCCUUGCAAAACUGUUACACCUCUGCAAGGGUUGCAAAGAUAUGUUAAAGACAUCACGUAUCACCCAGGUUGUAAUGCAGUUAACUGUUCUUAUGCUUUGACUGACCAAGCUGUGAAAGUAGCAAAAGGGGCAGAAUAUGUGGUGUUAGUAAUGGGAUUGGAUCAAACCCAAGAGAGGGAAGAACUCGAUCGUGUAGACUUGGUUCUUUCACCAAAGCAACAGAACCUGAUCUCUAUAGUCGCAAGAGCAGCUAAGAAUCCAGUUGUUUUGGUGCUUCUUUCUGGAGGUCCAGUAGAUAUAAGCUUUGCCAAAUACGAUAAACACAUUGGAAGUAUUCUAUGGGCUGGUUAUCCAGGUGAAGCUGGAGGUCUUGCAUUAGCAGAAAUUAUAUUUGGUGAUCACAAUCCAGGAGGGAGGUUACCAGUUACUUGGUAUCCACAGAGUUUUGUUAAAGUACCAAUGACAGACAUGAGAAUGCGUCCUGAACCAUCAUCAGGCUAUCCUGGACGCACUUACAGGUUCUACCAAGGACAAAAGGUUUUUGAAUUUGGUUAUGGUCUGAGCUACUCAAACUAUUCUUAUGAAUUUCUCCCUGUCGCACAAAACACGGUCUAUUUAAACCAUCCAGUAAAGUCUCCAAAGGCUGAGCUUGAGAACUCAAAUGCUCUCAAACACAUACCAGUUUCAGAGAUAGGAACAGAACUUUGCAAUAAGAGAAUCCCAGUCACAGUUAGAGCUCAAAACCAUGGUGAUAUGGCAGGUAGGCACCCACUUUUGCUAUUUGUCAGGUCAGCAAAAGCUGGUAAUGGGAGGCCUGAAAAACAACUGGUUGCGUUCCAGAGUGUUAUUCUGAAUGCUGGGGAAAGAGCAGAUGUUGAAUUUGAGUUGAGCCCUUGCGAGCAUCUUAGCACAGCCAAUGAAGAUGGUUUGAUGGUCAUUGAGGAAGGUUCUCAUUUCUUGAGCAUUGAAGACAAAGAAUCUGAGAUAACAGUCAUCCUAUGAUACAAAGGAAUGGCUCUCAAAAACACGGGAAAUACAAUCCUGCUAUUCCAAUAAAAAAAGCUGUUUUGUCUCCUUUAAGAAUAAUUUUCUCUUGCUUGCAAAUUAUGAGUGAUGAUUUUGUAUUCCCUACAAUGCUAUUUCCCUAUUAGGAACAAAGCAAUGCAGUAAAAGAAUGAAAACAGAACCUUAAAGCAGUAA
Molecule: messenger RNA, 2602 nt
Organism: Gossypium raimondii (Peruvian cotton)
Lineage: Eukaryota; Viridiplantae; Streptophyta; Magnoliopsida; Malvales; Malvaceae
Product: probable beta-D-xylosidase 7
Exons: 6
Coding region: 74-2404 (776 amino acids)
Biological process (GO): xylan catabolic process; arabinan catabolic process
Cellular component (GO): plant-type cell wall
Molecular function (GO): xylan 1,4-beta-xylosidase activity; alpha-L-arabinofuranosidase activity
Source: RefSeq, a predicted model, not a curated record